UCUCAGGUUUCUCUCUGGCUGCAGAUCUCUUCCACCAUGUUAUUCCUUUUAUCAGGAUCUGAUCAUAACGGGCGCAGUGAAAGUAUCGUUCAACUAUAAUUUGCUGCUUAUUAAAAAUUGUGAAAUAUAUAUUUAAUUGGUUUAGGGAUUAUAUUUACUUUGUUGAAUAUGGAUUACAAAGAUGAGCAGAUCAAUGAAAUUGAAGCGUUGGAGUCGAUUUAUUGCGGGGAAUUGGAAAGAGGAAAGAAGAGGAAGAAACAUGAACCAAAAAGAACAGUUUUAGCGACGGAACCAUUUUAUACAUUUGCUAUACCAAUUAAAACAGAAGAAUAUGAACCAGAAACUGGCAAUGGUCUCAGUUGUCGAUUAGAAUUUACAUAUACAGCCAAAUAUCCAGAUGAGCCACUGCUUAUAUCAAUUACGGAGCAAGAAAAUUUUGAGGAUGGCGACGAGAAAUUGAAGGCACAUCUGAUAGAACAAAUGAAUGAAAAUCUUGGAAUGGUAAUGGUUUUUACGUUAGUUAGCACAGUUCAAGAAUGGCUUAAUGUACAAUGGGACAAAAUAAAACUCAAGAGAGAAGAGAAUGCUGCUCAAAAACUGAAAGAGGAAGAAGAAGCAGAAAGGAGACGAUUUGAGGGAACUCGUGUAACAGUGGAAUCUUUCCUAAACUGGAAAGAAAUGUUUGAUGAAGAAAUGGGCUAUACAAAACGGAAAGAAUUGACAGAUCGUGAGGGCAAAAAAUUAACAGGCAGAGAAUUAUUUAUGACUGAUAAGACACUAGAUCAAUCAGAUCUUAAAUUUUUAGAUGAUGGUGAUGCUGUAAAAGUAGAUGAGAGUUUGUUCCAAAAUCUGGACGACUUAGAGUUAGAUGAUGAUGAAGAUGAUCCAGACUAUGAUCCAAAUAUCUCGGAUGAUAGUGCCUAAACAAGAUUCAAUAGUUACCAAAAUGAUGCAUAGAUCAAAUUGAAUAAGAAUUUAUUAAAUCAUUAAAAAAGAAAAAAGAAAAAUGAGUAUAUAAAUAUAUAUAUAUGUAUAUACAGGAUGUCCCACAGUUAUUGACAAACCACUUUUGUGUAGAGUGGAUUAAACUGACGAUGGGUCGAAAAGUCUAUUAUUUUACAUUUUUCGCAUUAGUUAACGAGUUAUUAGUUUAUGAAAAUAGUUAAAUUCGCCCAGUCAAAUGCAAGCGCGCAGCAAGAUAAAACCGUUCAUAGUCAGAGAGAUGCACGUUCAUUGUCGCUAGACGACAUAUGUUUACAAGUGAUAUUGGUAUUAACAUGUCUAACAACGGCAAACCCGCGCUUCACUGGAUAAGUGGAUCUUAUGUCGCCGUGCUUUGGCGAUAGGCCGGGCAAAUUUGGCUAUUUUUAUAAAUUGAUAUUUCCAUAUUAACCAUUGCGAAAACCGUAAAAUAGUUGAUUUUUUGAUUUAGUUUAGUCUGCUCUAUCUAUAAGAACCCUUUAUCAAUAAUUGCAGGA
Trachymyrmex septentrionalis is the source of this 1478-nucleotide messenger RNA. RefSeq names its product RWD domain-containing protein 1. The record is from RefSeq and is a predicted model, not a curated record. Gene Ontology annotation, molecular function: protein binding. Bases 169 to 924 code for a protein of 251 amino acids. Lineage: Eukaryota; Metazoa; Arthropoda; Insecta; Hymenoptera; Formicidae. Gene Ontology annotation, biological process: cytoplasmic translation. The transcript has 5 exons.